Molecule: messenger RNA, 4434 nt
Organism: Ascochyta rabiei
Lineage: Eukaryota; Fungi; Ascomycota; Dothideomycetes; Pleosporales; Didymellaceae
Exons: 3
Coding region: 1-4434 (1477 amino acids)
Biological process (GO): TOR signaling; regulation of actin cytoskeleton organization
Cellular component (GO): TORC1 complex; TORC2 complex
Molecular function (GO): protein binding
Source: RefSeq, a predicted model, not a curated record
AUGGCCCUGAGCUCAAGAAGGGAGCCAGAACUGGUGGACCUUACCCUUGACUCCGACUUUGACAGCGAAGAUGAUAUCAUUGUCUCUGAAACGGCGAGCUCGAGAGCAGCAUACGUGUCUCUCGCUCCAGCACGACGCCCCUCGUAUGCCUCCACACCUGCAACACGUCCGUCGACACCCCCAGUGCCUUUACCAGGCAGUGCCUCCAACGCCCAUUCAGAACAAUCUGCAGGCGUACAAUCAAGGAAAAGCUGCACACCAACCGGCAGAGCCACGAAUGCGAGCUCUAGCACAUCGACGACGACCAUCGCCAGUCCUGCAAACAUGGGUCGCAAUGCUUCAACCUCGCAGGAUGUUGCUGCAGCACUACUCACGGCGCCCAGUGCUGCGAGAACAAGCACACACGUAGAAAACAGCGCGAAGAGGAGGAAGCUCACAACACUUGACAGGCCGGAGGUCGGGCAGAACAAAAUCGUGAAGCAGUCCAGCACACAUGGUGAUGCAGCUCCCACAUUGGCACAAAAUGUCGCGGGUUCCAGUCGAAACACCAACCUGGGUGCAAAGCUUAACAAUAUGAAUGGAGCGCCUUCGGUCCAUUUUAUGAAUGCAGCACUGAAGCCCACAGGCUUACCUGUGCCAGUCCUGGACGAUGUACUCUUGCAAGCACAUCGGCCGUUACCUAUUGGUCGCCUGUCUGAAGACCAUGCCAUGACAGGCCUUCUCAGUCCUGGUCUUACGACGACCCCAGAGAGCGAGGUCGUAGUGAUUGACUCGGAUGAUGAACCAGAGCUUGUCCAACCCUCUCUUCCUCACGCCGACAGAGCGACAGAAGCUAGUGUCAUCAGACAUGAAAGCGACCAUGGCCUCCAAAGCCGUGCAGCCCUGCCUAGUGGCAAUAUGCUGAAUGCUUCAGUGCGAACACAAUCUUUGCGGCGGUCCUUCUCCCCACCACCAGCCCCUCACCACGACAGGAACACUGCGUCAUCCGGGCUUGCUGUGAGACAACCGACACCUCGAAAGAUGCAGCAAAUUUCAGAAACACCUCGAGUGCCUCUUGCAGUAUUGCCUACUCCUCCAGCCACUACCAAACCGUCAUGUAUGACGAAAACAAAUCACAUCAGCGAACAAGCAGACCACCUUCUAAUAUUCUUGAAGGAGGUGAAGAAACUUAAAUGGACAGACAUUACUGCAGAGUUCAACAGGGAAAUCCCCAGACGCAGCUAUGUCCAACUACAAUCACGCUAUUCGCAAACCCUGAACAGAAGAGACCGCACACAAGACCCACCAACUCUAAAUCUGCCCGCAAGGUUUGCAGCAGAAGCUACAGUUGACUGGCAGACAGUACAUGCGGACAUUCCUGGACCGAGUCCCCGGAUAGAGGUCGCUGGUUUGAGCCUCAACGGAAUGUCACAGCAGAACGAAUACCAAAAUAGCAAGCCACGCGCAGUUCAGCAAAUCAGGGAUCAUGACAAGUCUUCUGGAACAGACUCUGGCCCUCAGAGGCAGAGGUCACGACGGACUGCCCCAGUCGACUAUACGUGGGCAAAACUGGGAACCAGGUUCGCCGCAGACGAGUUGGAAGGUGAUGUCAGUGACGAGAAGUGCACGCCUCGCCUUAAAUCCCGUCUGAACGCGCCUAUACGCUCUGAAUCACCAGCUGACGGAACUCUUGUGGUCUCUGAACCUAAAGUCGCAACUCAAACCAAGCUCUUGGAGAUGAACUUUCACGCAAAAGACUCCUUGCUGGGCUUGGCUACAGGUAGAGGUUUGCGCAGUGUUCAACAAGAACGAAUGCCAUACUUGUCCUUGUCGCAACGCAUUGCCAUGCGUGAAGGAUCUGAAGAGUGGACUUGGGACCAGACUAAUCCAGACUGGCAAGGUGCUGUUCUGCAUGUGGACUUUAGUUCGGCAGAGUUGCAGAUAGUCGAGAACGUCGUUGGGGAGACCGUCAAAUCAGCCCGACGGACGCGCCACAGCACUUAUCGAAGACAUUUACGGGCAGUUCUUAAAAAACUCGCUGAACCCCGACUACAGCAGCUGGCCUAUGAAAUCGCCCGCCAUCUUCGUUCUCGUGGUGUUCAGAGUAUCAAGUCCUUCCUUCAGGAUGCUGCUACUGGUAAAUUAUCGGAAGCGCCGCAAAUACAACGUUAUGCAGCUGCUAGUCCCAACACAAAGUUGAGCAGUAUUCAGAGACCCUCUAUUCCGGCUGUCAUCCGUCAACGCGAGCUCGGUUUCCAAUCGCGAAGGGGUUGGAGGACAGCGUCUAGUCCGUUGACAUAUCAAACAAAGAACAGGAUGAUGGACACGAUCGGGCCUAAGUACACAUGGACGGGCGCUUCAAGCGAUGUUCACACCGUCGCUUGGUCUCCCAAAGGCCAGCAUUUCGCGGCAGGGGCUGUGGCGGUUACUGAUGUAGAUUCUAUGCAGUACAACCGGCCCAACAACCUAUUAUUUGGCAAUGCUCAUGAAGGUACUAUUCAUGAGCUGGGCGAACACAGGAUCGAUCGAACAAGGACGGACAAUGGUGCAAAUUCGACGCAUGCUAUGUACGUCUCUCAAGAUCCCAAUUUGUACACCACAGUCAGCUCGGUCGCAUUCUCCCCUUCAGGAGAUUGGCUGUACUCGGCUGGCUACGACAAGACUGUUUGUGUUUGGGACACGUCAUUGUCAAGAUUGAUCACGAGUUUGAAGCACAAUGCGGAGGUAGACAUAUUAGCUGUCAAUCCGCCGUACGAAGACGUAAUUGCAACAGCAUCAAAGCAGACGACGAAUGACUCUAUCAAGCUUGUCCGCCUUAACCAGGACGUCAUCAACGACGCAAGCUGGAAACCUACUGUCCGGAAUUUUGCUUCUGCGAAAGCCAUGAGCCGCCCAGAUCUGAAAAUGACCGUCAAUGCCCUCCAGUUCAAUCCGAUUGGUGGCAGUGUGUUGCUGGCGGGCUUCGGAGCGAAUCUCUGCGAAGACAGCGGCCUGGACACUACCGGCGAUAUUUGUCUUUGGGACGUGGAAUAUGGCAUCAAUUUACACGUCCAUGGUUCUAGUCGCAAUGUUUUCGACGUAACUUUCAACCCGAAUCCAAGAAAGCACUGCCUCUUCGCCGUAGGCUGUGUAGCCAGUGGCAAUGUUAACAGAGGUACUCGCUCAGUUGUCCGCUUUUACACAACAAAGGGUGCGUGGAACGAUCGCGAUAGAAAGCAUACAUGUCCGGUCGAGCUCGAGUGCAAGGCAUACGAUAUGAAUGACAUCGUCUGGUGUCCGCACGACGAGAACUUGUUUGCAGCUGGGUGCACCGAUGGGCGGUCCUAUGUCUGGGAUCUCCGUGUGCCACACAAAGUGCUAUACACCCUGAGCCACGGGAGCUCUAUAAUGCCUUUGCAAGAUGACAUACCCCAUGAUCAGACAGACACCGGAGUCCGUUUCCUUUCGUGGGGACAGAAUGCCACGAGACUCUACUCAGGCUCAUCAGAUGGCGUUGUCAAGGUUUGGGAUGUAACCAGAUCUCGAGAAGACACUUUUGUCAAGGACCUGACUACCACCACCUCCGGCAUCAUGUCAGGCGCUUUCAGUGCUGACUACAGCAAACUUAUACUUGGAGAAGUCAAUGGUUCUGCCCACGUUCUGGAGGUAGGCAGAGAUGACUUUACUCUAAAAGACGCAGACAAGCUGCAAUACUAUCCUUACUACAGUGACAAGGCAGCCACCAGCAUCCACUUGGAGACCGACGUCGCAGCUGCAGAGGCACGUGAGUGGCUCGAAACCGGGCGGCUGCAAUCGGCACCCAUGAGUGGCAUGCCCAAACGGCAGGUUGUCCAAGGACCCAACUACGACGGACCUUUCGACCAAGGCGAUAACGAUCACACGAUGUCAUUACGAGAACAGGCUUCCGUGUUUCAGAGAAAAAUGGCAGCAGCAAGCGGACCGCAAUGCAAGCUGCCCGCCUGCCUCGACAGUACCAACACAACCACCUACGAGGAAGUCGGUGACUCGGGCCGCAGCGCCGAGCGUAUACCCGAUGAACUACGACAACAGUGGCUCGAUGAGAGUGUACGAACUAUUGCAGGCAAAUCGCAAUGUGCAGCUUGCGGCCGACCAGCGCUACCCUCGCUCGACGCAGAUAGCACGACGCUCUGUGAGCGAUGUUCCUUCAGCUGCUUUCGCUGUGGCGGCUCGGCCUGCGUUGCUGGAACUGCCACGACACUCGAGUGCUAUGACUGUGCAGGAGUAUGGAGCGUUGGUGCUCUGGGCUACGAAUGCGAUCAGGAGCCUAAAUUCAAGGGCACGCCUCUUAAUGUCCCGCCGAUCAGGGGGUUUGAGAUAGCGUCGUACAUGGAGAGGAUGGAGGAUGUGGAUACGACGUUUGGAGAUGAGAUGAACGCACUCACGGACUACUACCUUGGACUUGCUAUUGACCGGCCCCAGAGUCCGCCGCUGUGA